Messenger RNA from Malaclemys terrapin pileata, 5999 nucleotides. RefSeq names its product cilia and flagella associated protein 44 (gene CFAP44). The transcript has 35 exons. Bases 82 to 5724 code for a protein of 1880 amino acids. NCBI's taxonomy places the organism in Eukaryota, Metazoa, Chordata, Testudines, Emydidae. The record is from RefSeq and is a predicted model, not a curated record. Gene Ontology annotation, molecular function: protein binding.
GGAGAGACGUUUGACAUUUCCAAAGAUCCUGAAACAGAGCUGGACACAGAGAAGCCAAAUGUGUCCGCAACAGAAGGAGAAAUGGAAGUCCCAGAGAACGGGAGUUCUGAUGAGAACAAACCUAGGAAAGGUUCGGAUCAGGAGGAUCAGGCAGAUGUGGAAAAGUUUGACUCUUCAAAGGAUUAUGCAGGAGAGCAGGACGCUGAGAAGAUCCUUGAACCAUCAGGAGAAGAGGAAGUCAAAAGUAGUGCCCAUAAAGAACCACUUGGCGAAGAAGUAUCAGCCACUCCAGAGGGACAGAAAGGUGAAGAGAAGGCAGUGGAAAGUGCAGAGGCAGAUACCAGUAGUGUCCAGGAAAGCAAAAGUACUCCCUCAAAGAAACCAUCAGGUGAAGGAGAGGUACCACCAGUUCCAGAGGGACAGACAGAAAGAGUAGAAAAGCGGGUGGAAGGUGCUGAGUCAGAUAGCAGCAGUACCCAGGAAGAUGAGGAGCAAGAGGAGGAUACUGAGAAAUCCCCAGAGCCAGAAAAAAAGCCUGAGAAGCUAGAAAGGAAAAUCUCAGAGACCUUCUUCUAUAACUAUGAAGAUUUGUGCUCGCAACCCUUUGUGACGUCAGACUCUGGGAUACCAAUUAACCUCCUCACUCUCAUACACUCUUUUGGUUAUGACUGCACCAAAAGUGCAAACCUGCAAUUGCUGGAUAGUCAAACACUCCUCUAUGUAGCAGGCAACCAACUGGUGCUCUUGGACCUGAAAACUAAAUAUCAGAGUUAUCUCCGGAGCAGCAGCGGUGGUGGAAUUGGCAUUAUCACGGUACAUCCUAGUAAACAGUAUUUUGCAGUAGGAGAAAAAGGAUGGAAGCCAAACAUCAUCAUCUAUGAGUAUCCUUCACUAAAGCCAUACAGAAUACUCCGAGGUGGGACUGAGGAAGCCUAUGCAUUUGCUGAUUUUAACCAUUAUGGAACGCUACUGGCCAGUGUUGGGAGCAGCCCUGACUACAUGUUGACAAUCUGGGAUUGGAAACAGGAAAAGAUUGUGCUGAGGUCAAAAGCUUUUUCACAGGAUGUUUAUAAGGUCACAUUCUCUCCUGAAAAUGAAGAGCAACUCACCACUUCUGGAGCAGGACACAUCAAGUUCUGGAAGAUGGCCCAUACAUUCACUGGGCUCAAGCUACAAGGAGCAUUGGGCAGGUUUGGUAAAACAGCUGUGACUGACAUUGUAGGGUAUGUGGAGCUGCCUGAUGGGAAGGUUAUCUCUGGAUCUGAAUGGGGCAACUUGCUGCUUUGGGAAGGGGGCCUCAUCAAAGUAGAGCUCUGUCGAACUGGACAUAGACCCUGUCACAAUGGCCCUGUUAAUCAGUUAGUUCUGGAUGAGGGAGAGCUGGUCACUGUUGGAGGAGAUGGCUACAUUAGGGUGUGGGACUUUGAGACGAUAGAUGCAGCUGAUUCUGUGGAUGACACAGGUCUACUAGAGAUGGAGCAUAUGAAUGAACUUCUUGUUGGCAAGAAUGUCAACUUGAGCUCCAUCAUGAAAAUUCAUGAUCUUGGACAGCCCAUUUGGUAUGCUCAGACCCAUGAUCCAGAGUGCCUGUUUACCUUUCACUCGGGAAAGAUUGAAGCCAUGGGUGUCUCUCCUGUCACAUAUCUCAUGGCCACUACUGCACUUGACCACUCAGUGCGUAUCUAUGAUUUCAUUGGCAAUUGUCAGUUGACUGAGAUUAAGUUUAAACAGGGAGGAACGGCACUGACUUGGGCACCCCGAGUGGUAAAUCCCAAAGGAGGUCUAAUUGCUGUUGGGUUUGAAGAUGGUGUUGUUCGCAUUAUUGAAGUUUAUGAUCCCAGGGGACUCGCCAUUGUUGCAGGACGGACCAAUGUAGGGAAUGCAGAGAUGCGUCUGAAACAAGCUUUUAAACCCCACACUGCUGCAGUUACAGCCUUGGCAUAUGAACGAAAUGGGGAAGUAAUUGCCACAGGGAGUAAAGACAAAACAGUCUUCUUCUUUGCCGUUGAAGACAAAUAUGAGCCAAUUGGAUACAUUUGUGUCCCUGGGCCCGUGCAGGCAUUACAGUGGUCUCCACCGUCUCACGCAGAGAGCAUGCUGCUUGUGCUCUGUGAGAAUGGCUUUGCUCUUCAGGUUCCUGCACCCAUCCUUGGAGAACAGGACACAGUAUCCACCUAUGAGAUCAAAGACCUGCCCACACAGUAUUUCCAUUUCUGCAGCAUUAAAUCCCGGAUCAAGAGGGAAGAGGAGAUUGAGCGCAGAGAGAAAAAGAAACAGGAGGAGGAGAAGGCAAGGUUGGCGUGGAUAAAGAAACAGCAGGACAUGGGACUUGAGAUAGAAGAAGAGCCAGAGGCAGAGCCUGAGAAAGAGGAGCCACUGCCACCCAUCUACGUCCCACAGGAGCCCAGCCCCAUCGUCUGUGGGUUUUAUUCAGCACCAGGGAAAUUCUGGCUCUCUUUGGGUGGCUAUGACUCUGGGUACCUCUACCACUGUGCAUUCUCCCCGAUUCAGCACCAAAUAUCCCCUGAAAGCAGGCAAGAUGAGCCCUUUGAGGUGAUUCCUAUGGAGAACACAGAUGACAACCCCAUCCAAAGGAUCUCUUUCUGCACCAGCAAGCUGUUGAUGUUCUGUGGGAUGAAGGAUGGAGCAGUGCGAGUUUAUCCUCUCCAGGACAAAGACCUGUCAGCAGACAUGAUGAACGGAUACUGGUCCUUCAACAUGCAUGACAACGAUUAUGGCCAAAUCCAGGCGAUCUACUCUAGUUAUGAUGACCGAUUCCUGGUUACCUGUGGAGCAGAUAGCAACAUCUUUACCUUCAAUAUCCUGUCUCCAGAGGACAUUCAAAGAGAGCUAAAAGCCAAAGUGCCCUCUCCAAGAGGAGAUCUUGAAAAGGAGAAAACUGCAGAAGAUAUUGAGGAUCCCAGUGCCUACAGCAUUGAGAAUGCGAAGCGAAAAAAGGAAUAUGACCAGAUAAUGAAGGCAGCAGAAGACAAAAAAAACGAAAAGAGGCAAGAGCUGAUCAUCCUUAGGCAUGAGUUUCAUCACCUGCUUCAAAGGAACAUGGAGCUGCCAAAGCACAUGCAGCUACACAGAGAGGAAUUCGAGAUGGACCACAGAAUCCGUGAGGAAAUGGAUAGGCAGACAGCACAGAGAAUCCAACUAGUGCAGAAGGAGUUGGCUUGGGAUCAGGAGAAGCACCGCAUUGGGCUGCAGAAAUUGCAGAGUCGGUUUCGGGACACUCUGGAAUUUGACACAGUGGUCGUUCGUGCUAUAGGAAGUAAUCAUCAAAUCUCCACGUAUAGGCUCCUGGCAAUCUCCGAGAGGUACUACAAAGCCAGAAAACAAAGUCAAACAGGGAAAAGGAGAACAAGCAAAUUAGGAAAAGAAGCAGAGCAAAGGCGAGAAAGCCAGAAAGAGACAAGUCAGGCUGCUGGAGUUAGUGAAGAGGCGAUGGAAGCUGACAAGCUGAAGAAAAGGCCCCAGCUGCAAGGUGCUAUAGGACGUUUUGGUGGAAACCGACUUGAACAAAUUAGAAAAAAUAUGGAGAAAGCUGACAGGGCCAAAGCUAAGAUUAUGCAAAGAAGGAAGGAGUGGGAUGAACUAUACAAGAGCAAACCCAGUGACAACUAUGAGAACCCCAAGGAUGUUCAGGACAUCAAAGAGGCUCAGGAAAACAUGGGGGAUUUCAAACUGAAGACAGCCACAAACUACAAGAUCCCGGAGCACAUGCGUAUGAACGCAGAGAAGAAGAAGAUGCAGCUUAGAUCGUUAGAGGUGGCGGUCCAUGAAAAGAAAUUGACAAUGAACAAAUGGAUCAUCUCACUUAGGGACCUCAAGGUGGCUAUUAUUGAAGAGAUCGUCUGCCUGGUCCAAGAACUGAAAUCCAUACAAUCAGCCUUGGAUGCAUCUGAACAACUCCCUAUUCCCCCAAUCCCUCAGUUACACCCGGAGGAGACUCCAGAAAAAAAAUUCCAGUAUGACAAUAAUAUUCUUUUGAAGUUCAAACAAGAGCAGGAGCACAAGCAAAGGCUCUCUGAGCAGGUGGAAGAUAACGCAUCAUUUCCAGUGUUUGGGGGAAAGUUCCUUCAUGCACCUUCUCUAAAAGAAAUAGAUUCCCCCUCAAGAGGCUCAAGUGUGAGAUCAAUGAGAAUAACAUCCUCAGUCACCCCAAUGCAACCAAAGGUUUUUGAGAUUGAAAAGGCAGAGCCAACAGAGAUGGAACUGGAAAUUUUAAAACGGGAGAAGAUCAGAAACAUUUACCUUCAGGAGACCUUGAUCAAGAGGAUCAAUGAACUGGUGGUCACCUUUGAUGCUGAGCUCCACCUCCUGCGGCACCAGAAGCUGAAGCUGGACACGCAGAUGAAGUGUGCUGACCUACGUCACAUCACGUGGUUUGAGGAGCUGCUUCUCCUUAAGAACUUUGAGAAACACGAGGACACUCUCCAGGAGCGUGUCAACAACCUCAGCAAUGAGGUGGAAGAGAUGCAAUGGAAAUUAGACAACUACCUCUCACAGAUGGAGGAUAAAAAAUAUGAGAUUGCAAAGCUUCAGGAACGCGAGAAGGCACUUUAUGCCACUUUCCAAGCAUCCCUUGGAGAGAACAACAAAUUUGCCAGCUUCCUCACUAAGGUCCUGAAGAAGAAGAUCAAGCGUAUUAAGAAGAAAGAUGUGGAAGGAGACAGAGAUGAAGAGGAGGAAAGCGAUGAAGAGAGUGACGAUGAGUCUAGCUUGGAGAGCGAUGAAGAAGAUUCAGGAUCUGAUGAUGAAGUCUUUGAUGACUCUGUUUGCCCAAAGAAUUGUGAUGAGGCACUCUUCGAAAACACUCUUCAGCUCCGGGAGAAGCGGCUAGACAUUGAGGAAGCCUUAGUGGAGGAGAAGAAAGUUAUUGAUAAUCUCAAAAAGGAAUAUGAUGCCUUGGCUAAAAAGGUGAAAGUGGUGGAAGCCAGCUUGGACACAGCUGAGGGGGAGCUGGAGGCCUUUCAACGGGAGAAGCAGCAGAGACUGAAUGAGCUCCAUGUAGUAGUGCCUCUGAAGCUACAUCAGGUGGAGUACGUGGUAAAUGGGGAGUUACCCACUGACCUGUCCCAAACGUUGGUAUUUACCAACCAAUCCUUGGAGUAUCUGCAGCAAAGGAUCAUGGUCCUGCAGCAUGAGAAGUUGGAUCAGAGGGAGCUCUACAAGCAGGCCCGGCAGCAGCAUAAGCAGCUCAUCCGGGACAGGAGGGAGAUAGAGAUAAGGAUCGAGCGACUGGAAGAGAACUGUAAUCAGCUGAUGCUGAUGAAGUUUGGCCGGAUGGUGGACUUGGAAGCCCUGCAGACACUCUCUGUUAACAUAAACCUGGAAGAGCUAAAGAUGAAAAUGAUGGAGAAAGAGCACAUACAAGCCCAGGAACUCAAAAACUGGGAGGAGAAGAUUUUUGAGCUGCGGCAACGGCUGAUGUUGCUGAUGAAAGAAAACACCAGCAAGCUGCAGCAGCUGAACAGCUUCUGUAUUGAAAAGCAGAGACUCGGAAUGAAGCUGGAUGCACUGCAGAAUAACCUGGGAGCAGAAUUCAAAGGCCCCCGGAAAGCUGAGAUCCAGGAGAGAGAGAGGCUGAUUACACUGGUCCAACUCCAGGCCCAGGAGGCAGAAGUACUCAAGGAGGAAAUCACUAUCUUAAGCAGAAAAGAUGGGCGCAUCUUCCCACCACCUCAACCUCCACCUGAUACCAAGAUACUAAACUAAAGUUCUCUCUGUCACUAGCCUCAUUCAUUAGACAUGUCCCUGGUGACAGGCAUAUGUCAGUGAGAGGCCCUGUCAGCAACCAGCUCUGGAUCCAAUAACACACUGGGUGUCAAAGUUUGGGCCAAAGGUUUUGUCCCAUUUGCAAUCUCCCCCUGGGGUUUCAUAUUGCCAGUCAUCCACAGGGCAUCUUUAAUACAGAGGGGCUGUAAACACUACAGAUCCCAGCCUGCAAUGCUCCCUUUUGAACUUCCAUUCAGACCCAGCUAGAGCAUUGC